Miscanthus lutarioriparius is the source of this 474-nucleotide messenger RNA. The record is from the annotation of a GenBank genome assembly. NCBI's taxonomy places the organism in Eukaryota, Viridiplantae, Streptophyta, Magnoliopsida, Poales, Poaceae.
AUGUAUCCAUCCUCCGCGACGACGGCGCCAGCCGGUGGAGGAGGAGAAGCCGCGGCGGCGGCCCAAUGCGGAGGCUGCUCGGCGCCCCUGCCGCGGGCGGCGCUGGGCCGCGGCUGGAUCCUGAUGUUUGGGACCGCGGAGACGAGGGACCUCUGCGCCAGGUGCACGCUGGAAUACUACUACAGGACAGGCGGCCUCGGCGCGGGCAGGAGUAGCACCGGUCGACAUGCCACUUGCCCUUUCGCUUUCGCCGCGGCUGCUACUGGUACGCCACCGGCGGAGAACCAGAAUGCAGUGCCGAGGCCCAAGGCCAACAGGUGCGCCGCGUGCCCGAAGAAGGUGGGCCUGCUUGGGUUCGCGUGCCGGUGCGGCGGCACGUUCUGCUCGGCGCACCGCCACGCGGACUCGCACGGCUGCAGCUUCGACUACAGCCCCUACAGGGGGUUUGCCCGGGAGGCAGGAGCGAAUCGAUAA